Coregonus sp. 'balchen' is the source of this 9157-nucleotide messenger RNA. The record is from the annotation of a GenBank genome assembly. Lineage: Eukaryota; Metazoa; Chordata; Actinopteri; Salmoniformes; Salmonidae.
AUCCUGUACCUGUGUUUCCCUACAGUGUUUUGGGUGGGACCCUGAACUGUAAGGCAUUCAGAUUGUGGCCUGCAGACGACCAGGGGGUUGUGGGAGAAGACUGAAGGGAAUAGUCCGUCAUCACACUGGACUGGAGGGAAUGCCUGAGAGAUGUGAAUCUAUGAGUUACUGCAGCGCUACUGCCGCCUCUCACAGGGAACCUAGGAAACCACCACCACCCAACCUGCUGCAGUCAGCCUGGAGGUAAGCGACCACACACAAACACACACUGGAGGUAAGCCUCACCUCGCCCCCCACUCACAAAUCACCACUCUACUUACCUACUGCACAGUUAAAGGGACAGCUCACCCAAAUUACAUACCUGGCUCCUUAUGUUAAAAGUAGUUUAUGGACAAGUAAGACUACAAUUCAUGCUUUGUUUGUAGGGCUGCACGAUUAAUCAAAUUCAUUGCGAUAUUGACAUGAGAAAAAAUCGAAUUUCUUUGACACCCCCCGUUAAUAGAAAAAAACUAGAUCUACGGUACCUCCAAUGAGAUGCGCUAGACUCAAUUAAUUCACUCUCUACAUGCACAGAUGAUGCUGACCAAUCACAAGUGGGCUCUCACUCUGCAUGGCAUGCACAUGCUGGCCAAUCACAAGCGUCCCCGCUUAGAGCGUGCAGUUAGAUGCUGGUGAGGAGAGAAAGGGCUUUACCAAAGACAGGUACAAUUAAAUAUAUUUAUAACUAACCCAAGAUAGUUCAUCUGUGGCGUUUACAGUGGGAGCAAAUUAAGCAUAGUGGGCAGAACAAGCAAGUAGGUGGGCAAAGCCAAGAACAAGCUAGCGAUAUCCUAUUGGCACGUUGUAGCAUGUAUUUCUGUUAGGGAACGCCUCUCCUCUGAAGUUUGCGUGUGCACAAACUCAAUUAGACUUUGCACUCUUUCUAAAUAACAAAAAAUAACUUUGGCAAAGCGUCAAGUUUAUAAAACUUUGUGCACUGUGUAACAGAUUCUAGUUUUGGGAACAAACCUUUUUUGAGAAUUAGCAGAAUGAUGGCCCAGUUUCACCUAGUUCCAUCAUCUCCAACUACCUGCGACUGGACUUCCUCUCACUACCAUAUUUGGUGGUAAGAAAACGUUCUAAAUGGAUGCUUCAGCUUGAUAGCCCCGUGUCUGAGUUUUCCCUUCUGUCUGUGGUACAGUAUGAGAUUAAAAUAAAUCUGUCUUUACCUCAGUGUAUCAUCAGAAACAUGAGUGCUAACGAGAACUUCGAUUUGGUGCCAAAGAAGGGCGCGUCUUCAGUGGUAUGGCAGUAUUUCUGCUACAGGCAAACCGAUGUCAACCAAAUGCAAGUGUUGUACAAAAAGUUCCUCGAGUUGUGGUGACAACGAGGCAAUACGACAAAUGUAUUCAAUCAUUUAAAAUAGAACCAUCCCCUACUUUACCACGAUUGCAUGGUAAAAAAGCGCCCGAUAGCAGCAAAGGCCAUCAGCCACAACCAGCCACCUACGUUAAACAAGCAUUGAUUGCCAAUGCAUUUUGAAGUGUUAACACCUUACGAAAAAACAUCCCGUAGACACAUAGAAAUAACUGAGCCUAUCAAAUAGCCAAAGACAUGGUUCCUAUUGACACAGUCAGAAAAGACGGCUUCAAGAAGAUGAUAAACAAGCUGGGCAGGAGAUGCAAGAUUCCACCUCGCACAUAUUUCUCCCAAGUUGCCAUUCCAACACUAUAACAAAAUUUAAGGGAAAAGUUUAAACAUGUCGCGUUGAAUGACUGGACCAGACUCCAAUGUUUUGGACACAGGCUGCACCUUGCAUUCGGUAGACUACAUGUUACAAGUUUUUAAGGCACUUUGACUUUUAUAAUUAAAAUUAUAAUAAUUAUUGAGCUUAUUUAUACAUAAUUACACAGUCAUAAGCUUCCUAUUCCAUCUGCAGCCUAUGGGUGCCUGAAUAAAUAAUUAUCUUAGGUUAUUUAAGAACUCAUAAUGGUAAAAUAGAAAUCAGAAGUCAUGUUAUUCAUCAAUUAAGUGUUGGACUAUAUUUUGAUAAUGUUAAAAAUGUAUUUGUUAAUAUGCAGGGGUGUACCCACCAUAUUUUUUUUUUUUAAUGUAAAUGUAGCAGUGUAAUAAUCUUAUCUGUAGUCGCUCUGGAUAAGAGCGUCUGCUAAAUGACGUAAAUGUAAAUAACAAUGUUGGAAAAUAUUUGUGUCAUUUGGUUUUGUAUUCAGUUAGCACAGUAUGUAUUCAUUCAUAUGAUCUCAUUAUAAAAGUGAUGUUCUCUACCCUGACACUUCUUUUAACCAAGUCUGAUGGAAUUGCCAAGUUGUCACGCAAGUUUUAGAAAAAUCGCAAUUCAUAAUCGCAAUUGCAAUAUCUGGAAAUGAGAUAUUUGGUCCAAAUCGUACAGCUUUAUUUGUUUGGGGUUUGUUUACCUAGCCAGAUAAAAGUAUAUUGUGUUUACCUCGUCUGUAAUUAACUGCCCAUUUGUUUAUGACAUAUAGGCCCGUGCCGUGCUUCAGGCUGCCUCAGCCCAAGUUGCUGUAGCCCAACCAACCAGACCUGGAGUUAAAUAUUUUUUAUAAUAAUCUGUGCAUGAUUGAGUUUGCCUGGCUUAAUGGAUCCAUAGCGUAGUCCCAAAACUGCAAACCCUGCCCAUACUGGUACUCCAGGCAGGCUAGAGCAAAUGCUCAAAAGUAUUUGAUCGAUUUCAAAUAGUAUUUGAACCCAGGUCUGAGGCCCACUAGCCCCCUGCCUCAGGAAGAACAUGAUGUGAUGUUACACCAUAAUUGCAGCAGGCAGGCAGAGCCUCAGACUCUGAUUUCUCGGUUUCGUCCCAAAUGGACCCUAUUCCUUAUAUAGGGCACUGCUUUUGACCAGAUCCCAUAGGUCUCUGGUCAAAAGUAGUGCACAACAUAGGGAAUAGGGUGCCAUUUGGGACACAGCCCCUCAUGUGACUUCAUUCUUUUGACUUUUGAAGUUGGCUCAGUUCCCUGGCAGCGCCCUAUGCAGAAGAAGUCAUGGACUCUUGAAAGAGAGAGAAAGGGAAAAAGGUUGUUAAAUUGAAGCUGCUCUCUUUCGCUGAGUUCAGGCAUGAGCUCACCCCAUCAGAGCCCAUGACUCACCCCCCAGUCUACCCAGGGCCAGCUCUGUUGUGCUUUUCACUUCAGACCGUUUGUUUUCUUUUUAGGUAACGCUAAGUUGUACUUUUCCCUCAAAUUGCCAUUAGGCUGAUGUGUGUUUUGGCACAGUCCAAGGCAUUGAGAAAAGGCUGAGGAGGGUAGAGUUGGUGUAGGGGGUGUCCCCCAAAUGGCACCUAUUCCCUAUGUAGUGCAUUCAUUUUGACCAGACCCCAUUUGGGACGCAGCCUCAGUGUAGGGUCUGAGCGCUGCUGGGAAGGGGUAGUGUAGGGUCUGAGCGCUGCUGGGAAGGGGUAGUGUAGGGUCUGAGCGCUGCUGGGAAGGGGUAGUGUAGGGUCUGGGCGCUGCUGGGAAGGGGUAGUGUAGGGUCUGAGCGCUGCUGGGAAGGGGAAGUGUAGGGUCUGAGCGCUGCUGGGAAGGGGUAGUGUAGGGUCUGAGCGCUGCUGGGAAGGGGUAGUGUAGGGUCUGAGCGCUGCUGGGAAGGGGUAGUGUAGGGUCUGAGCGCUGCUGGGAAGGGGUAGUGUAGGGUCUGAGCGCUGCUGGGAAGGGGAAGUGUAGGGUCUGAGCGCUGCUGGGAAGGGGUAGUGUAGGGUCUGAGCGCUGCUGGGAAGGGGUAGUGUAGGGUCUGAGCGCUGCUGGGAAGGGGUAGUGUAGGGUCUGAGCGCUGCUGGGAAGGGGUAGUGUAGGGUCUGAGCGCUGCUGGGAAGGGGUAGUGUAGGGUCUGAGCGCUGCUGGGAAGGGGUAGUGUAGGGUCUGAGCACUGCUGGGAAGGGGAAGUGUCUCUUCUGGCCUGGUUGUGUAAAAAUGUCUUACAGUGAAACUUGGCGAGCCAGACCAGGGGCCUGUUUAGGAGGGUGCAACUAAAACAUUACAAAACAUUCACAUGGAAAUAUAUAGUGUAUAACAACAUAAUUCUGUCAUCUAGAAUAGGGAGUCAUUUCAGCAUCUCUUCGUUACAUUUCUAUCUGCAACGUUUCACCUCACUGAAUAAUACACUCCUGAGUUGGCUCCUCUCCAGGCAUACACUCCAUGUUUGCCAUGACAAUGAGUGACAAGGAGUUGGCAUGACAAUGGCACAGACAGACUGUUGCUCAGGCUAAGGGACAUGGUGAAUUAGUCUAUAUGUUCCUCAGUAACCCAGAUAAACCAAUCCCUGGCUUGAAAGCAGAGCCUCCUGCCUGCUUAAGUGCUGCCAAGACAGUGUUGUCAUUGAAACCAGGAAGUGAAAGUUGGAGUAUUGUGCCAGGAAGUAGUGCAAGUCUUCGUGUAGUUGUUCCCAUGGAGAUAUAAUAUCAGCCAUGUUGUUGACGUUUGUGCCACUCUUAACUUGUUCUUGUUGCUGUGACUGCCCCUCAGUACACACACGACCACGACGGAGGCAGGCAAUGUGAUACUGACGUGACAUAAAUUCCUUCUGUCGGUUUCCAUAGAGCAGUGAGAACCCUGGGACUGGUGAGAGAGAAGAAAGGAGAGGAGAGUGACGGGGGCUACUGCAGGCCUUUCAAGGACACACAACAACAGGCUGCAAUUUUUCCUUCCUUGGCACACCACUUGACACACUCACCAGCUAGCCAAUGAGUAGAUGAAGCCACCCCAACCCCACCCAUAGAAAGCAGUGUGCAUCCCAAAUGACAGCCGAUUCCCUAUAUACCUUAUGGGCUUUGGUCGAGCUUAGCGCACUAUAUAGGGAGCCAUUUUGAGAAGCAGCCAGUGCCUUUGCUGUCCCCUUGUCGCCCUCUAACACCUCCCCCCACCCCUGCAUGCCAUCCCUGAUUUGGUCACGUGAGGUGUCCCACCUCCCCUCCCUUCUGUCCCCCAUUAUCAGAGUUCCAGGGCUGCAGUGAAGAAUGCCUUAUAUGCACUUGUGCCUGUAAGGCUGUGAAGGCUAGGGCCUGCCUGCCGUCUGUCCUGUCCCACUGCGGCUGCUUGAAGUCAUGUCCUGUGUGUGUGUCUGACGGAGAGAGAGAGACAGUGUGUGUUUGUUUGUUAGGGGUGUGUCAGGGGCUAGGUCAGCUGAGAGGGCUUGUUUAAGAGCCCAGCUGUGUCUUGACUUCAGAGGCUCUGCACCAAUUGGCAGGCUGGGCUGGGGGAACAGCAGAGGGAGGCUGGGCUGGGGGAACAGCAGCCCUUGUGUUGAGGUUUAAUGUGACACGCCUUUCCAUCCCCAAGAAACCACAUGCGUCCCAAAUAGCACCCUAGUCCCUUUUUAAUGCACUACUUUUGACCAGGGCCUAUAGGGCUCUGGUCAAAAGUAGUGCACUAUGUAGGGAAUAGGAUGCCAUUUGUGACUAAGACUGUCUGCAGUGUGAACAAAUAGGGUCACCUGGUUCUGAGCCACCCAUUCCAAGGCAUGGAGCUCUGCUCCCUCUCCCUGCCUGCCUGUCUGAUCACUGGGAUUAAAGAUCUCUUAGAUAAGCUUAGGAAGCAGGCUGCAUUAAAGGAAUAAUCCACCCAAAACCACCCAAUCCAAUAAUUUACAAAAUAACAAAAAAAUGUGUUAAAAAAAGUAUAAUUUUGUCAUAAUGAUAAGGUUGGUAGUAACAUGAAAAUCGUUGUGGAAAUCUGUUGCAGCUCAGGUAGACUACAAAACUUGCAAUGCUCUCUAUGGGCUAGCUAGCUACACACAAUAAUACCAAAGUUAAUAUCAGCAUGCUAGUUAGCCGUAAAAUCAUCUAAACAAACUGCACUCUCAAUUUAGGAGUCUACAAUCUCACCAUGUUCAACCUGCAGAUCUAUGUGCCUCACAGUGGAGUCUGACAUUCAAGAGAAGACAACCUCCCAUGUUAUGACAUCAGCCAGUAUUGAAAUCUGACAUAUAUAAUAGACGUUUUCGCAAUCUAAAAGUCAUAUUCCUAUUAACUUCUAGUGUAGUGAGAGCAUGGCUUUAUCACAAUGCUACAUCAUACCAGCCAAAUUUCUGCCUGCUUGAACGGCAAUAGCUCAGAUGCACAUGAAAGGACCCAGGGAAUCGGUAGAACAUCGCUCAGAGAUGCACAAAAACAAUAUAACAUUUUUAAAUUGGUGAAUCUUUACUUUAACAACCUCUGAUAAUGCAUACGUGACACAAUCUUACGCCAAUAUAAAGUAGGCUAGCUAGUCUCCUCUCCUGGUCUCCUCUCCUCCUGGCCUCCUCUCCUUCUGCGUCUCCAUGCCAAGUGCAAAAACCUGCUCUUCAGUUUCCUCGGAUUGUGUCGCGAAUAGAACCCUAUACACUACAUAGUGCGCCAUUUGGGACGCACAUCUGUCUCCUCUCCAAGGGAACUCAAUUGGACGACUUUUGAUCCUGGACAUUUCUCUGCAGCUGACCUGAGGCCCAGCAGUCAGUGCCUAGAUAGAGGGUCAUAGUUGUCCUAACGGAUUUUGUUGAUAAUACAUCUGGUGUCAGAUACAAAUAUAAUCACUAGAGCUGACUUAAUUAGCUAUUCUGCCUUCUAUGAAUAUUCACUAACAUUGCAUCCUCCUGAACAGGCCCCUGGUCAGACGGUCACAUCACAUGCACCACAAUAACUCAUUAAUUUCCUUUCUUCUGUUCCAGGGUUGCAGCCAUGCAUCUCAAGCAAUACCCCAAACUGCAGAAGAAAGAGCUCCACCUGGAGUCCAGUCAAGACAGCCAGAGAGGCCUUCAUCAUGUGAGCCAGCAGGGUGUUCUGUCGCAGAGGACAGUGGGGGGGGUCCGCCGGGUGGGCCCGUCUAGCAGCGGGCUUGGCCAGGGUACGGCCUGCUACCCCCUCAGUGUCAUAUCCACCAACACCCUGCAGUGCUGCAGUAACGACAACAGCGGCUCCAACCACCACAACAACAGUAAUAAUAUCCACGUCAACCGUGGUAGUGGCUGUGGGCUGCAGACCUCGAGGCUGAGUGAGUCCGAAGGGGAUGUAUUCCACAGUAGCGCCUCCAAGACCACCACCUGCAACACCCCCUCCUCCCUGCUACUCCUCUCCACCUCCUCCUGCACCACCACCUCUACAGGCUCGGUGGGCUCUGAGGACCAGGAGGCCUCCCUCAGCCUCUCCUAUGAAGGGGAGGACAGAGAGGGACCGCUGGAAAUCUGGGCCGUCAUCAAGCCCGGCAACACCAAGGAGAAGAUCGCAAUCUUCGCUUCGCCCCAGUGCCGUGGCAGCCUGGUGAACGGUGGCGGUGGAGAGCCGGUCAGGGAGGCCGGUGAGGACUUUGUGAGCAGCAGCCUGGGGAGGACAGUGUCUGUGAAGAUGAAGAGCUGCUGGGAGGACGAGGGUGGCUCUGUGGCCAAGCGCAGGAGGAGGUCAGGGCAUCAGGGGCAACACAAGGACCGAGACAGACAGUCAUCCAGAGCCCUGGAGACACAGAGCCCACUGAGCCCCACUGAGAACAGCCCUGUAGAGGUGACCAUCUGCCUCAGAGAGAGCCCCAGAGUGCCUGAGUGUGGGGAGAUGGUUGUAAGGGUGGGUGGGGAGCAGGUGUGUAGGGUAGAGGGCGAGGAGGGGAGUGAGACUGGGACGGGCAAGGCUCUCUCUGUGGUGGAGUUGGUGGCCUUCUUGGAGCAGAGAGCUAGCGACAAGCAAGUGGACUCUAAGCCUGUGUCUCUGCGGAGCUCCACUAGCAUUACCUUAUCCAGGGGGCUGUCACUGACCCAAGAGCCCCAGCAACCCAGAGCCCCCGACCAGAGCCCCCAGGGGACAGGUGAGGAAGCAGAGUGUGUAAAGGUGUCAGACAUGGUGGCCAAGCUGGAGUCAGAGUGCCUGAAGCACCAGAAUGUUACAAGGGAAGGGUCCAGAUCUGGGGGAGAGCUCUCGCGCAAUAACAGCCUCUCGCGCAACAACAGCCUCUCGCGCAACAACAGCCUGCGGAGGAGGGUGGGCCGGGUUCUACUGGCAGGAGCAGACGCCUUCUCCAUCUCAGCCCAGCCUCCUCCACCUCAGUCUCCCACCGAGCCCCACCAUGGACUAGAGGAGACGACCAGGGUGCAGCACCGCCACGCUAGUCCCUCUACUGGCUAUCCCUCUGCUGGCACCAGCCACACGGACAAACUAGUUCCCAGCAGCUGCCGUGAAGCUGCCCAGUUGGCUUCUAGCACCUCUGACUCAGCCUCUCCGUCUCACAGCGUGGACUCCGGGUGUGGCGCCUCCGUCGUCAGAGAGCCGGAGGAGAGCUGUGAGGCCCAGGGCCUGGGGCAGGGGCAGCAGAAGAACAGGGCUGUAGAGGCUGGGCAGGACCUGCACUUCCAGCUCCAGUCAGAGCAGGCCAGGGCCAGCAGGACAGACAGUAGUUGUAAACUACAGUGUAAGGAGCCCCUCCCAGGCAUGCUGUUCUUCUCACACCCUCUGCCCUCACAGGCGGUGCUUGAACACACACUGCCACACACAGACAAUACCCACACCCCCACCCCCCAGGACAUGGAGUCCAGCCCUAAACCCACAAGAGACUCAGCGGAACCCUCCAAGACUCAGCCCUGCGACCCCGCUAUCACCUCCCUCCUUUCUGAACCCAUAUCUCACAGUGAGAACUGGGCUGAGGAGGAAGAGGCGGUGAGUGAGGGAGAGGGGAGUGCUGUUAGCCGGUGUGAGACUGUGCCUUUCCCCCUGCGCCGCAUGGUGUCUCACGAGUUCCUGGAGAUGCGCUUUAAGAUCCAGCUGCUCCUGGAACCCCAGCAGUACAUGGCCUUCCUGCCUCACCACAUCAUCAUCAAAAUCUUCUGCCUGCUGCCCACGGAGAGCCUGGCCGUGCUCAAGUGCACCUGCCACUAUUUCAAGUUCAUCAUCGAGAGCUACGGCGUUCGACCCGCGGACUCCCGCUGGGUGUGCGACCCCCGCUACAAAGACGAUCCCUGCAAGCAGUGUAAAAAGCGGUACGGGCGUGGAGACGUGUCCCUCUGCCGCUGGCACCACAAGCCCUACUGCCAGGCGCUGCCCUACGGCCCCGGGUACUGGAUGUGUUGCCACGGCUCCCACAAAGACACGCCCGGCUGCAAUGUCGGUCUCCAUGACAACCGCUGGGUGCCCGCCUUCCAUAGUAUCAACAUGCCAAUCUAUAAGAAACCUAGGGAGGUCUCUGAGGAGUAG